Physeter macrocephalus (sperm whale) is the source of this 2060-nucleotide messenger RNA. RefSeq names its product CDP-diacylglycerol synthase 1 (gene CDS1). The coding region runs from base 557 to 1942 and encodes 461 amino acids. The record is from RefSeq and is a predicted model, not a curated record. Gene Ontology annotation, molecular function: phosphatidate cytidylyltransferase activity. NCBI's taxonomy places the organism in Eukaryota, Metazoa, Chordata, Mammalia, Artiodactyla, Physeteridae. The transcript has 13 exons. Gene Ontology annotation, cellular component: endoplasmic reticulum membrane.
ACCUGGCUGCGGGAGGCAGCAACCCGGAGAAAGGUGUAGGGGGGCCGGGACCUGCCGACUCCUGAGUCCGGGGGCGGAGCGGGGAGUGGCAGGGCCCGGGCGGCUGGCGCCCGGUGAAGCGCUAAAGCGGGUCACGCUUCCUCCUUCCCUCCCCGUCCUUUCUUCUCCUCCCACCUGGGCCUCUGCGUGGGGACGCGCACCUGGCAACCGGCGGCCGCGCUCCGCCGCGCCCCCACCUUCUCCGCUCGGGCCGGGCGCCCCGAGCCUGCCCCGCACCCCGAGCCCGCCCCCGGCUCCCGCCCCUCGCCUCUCUGCCGGCCCCGCGCUCGCAGGGGGCGGCCUCGAGCGCUCGCUCGUUGAUGCCGUUUUGGGGGUGACCCUGCGCGGCGGAGGCGGCGGCGGCGCCUCCACGGUGGGGGCGUGUUAGUGGCCGCGGCUUUGCGGGACGUCGGGUGUGUAGCUGCGGGGCGGCAGGGCGGCCAGCCGGCGAGACCGCGCGUGCAGCUCGGGUUUCGGGACGCUGGAGGAGAGCGCCCCGGCCGCGCGGGAGCGGGACAUGUGGGAGCUCAGGCACCGGGGAGGCUGCCCCGGCCCCGGGGGAGCGGUGGCGCCGCCACCCCGCGAGGGAGAGGCGGCCGGCGGCGACCACGAAACCGAGAGCACCAGUGACAAAGAAACAGAUAUUGAUGACAGAUAUGGAGAUUUGGAUUCCAGAACAGAUUCUGAUAUUCCAGAAAUUCCACCAUCCUCAGAUAGAACCCCUGAGAUCCUCAAGAAAGCUCUAUCUGGUUUGUCUUCAAGGUGGAAAAACUGGUGGAUUCGUGGAAUUCUUACUCUAACUAUGAUUUCAUUGUUUUUCCUGAUCAUCUAUAUGGGAUCCUUUAUGCUGAUGCUUCUUGUUCUAGGCAUCCAAGUGAAAUGCUUCCAUGAAAUUAUCACUAUAGGUUACAGAGUCUAUCGUUCCUAUGACCUACCUUGGUUUAGAACACUAAGCUGGUACUUUCUACUGUGUGUAAACUACUUUUUCUAUGGAGAGACUGUAGCUGAUUAUUUUGCUACAUUUGUUCAAAGAGAAGAGCAACUUCAGUUCCUCAUUCGCUACCACAGAUUUAUAUCAUUUGCCCUCUAUCUGGCAGGUUUCUGCAUGUUUGUGCUGAGCUUGGUGAAGAAACAUUAUCGUCUGCAGUUUUAUAUGUUCGCAUGGACUCAUGUCACUUUACUGAUAACAGUUACUCAGUCACAUCUUGUCAUCCAAAAUCUGUUUGAAGGCAUGAUAUGGUUCCUUGUUCCAAUAUCAAGUGUUAUUUGCAAUGACAUAACUGCUUACCUUUUUGGAUUUUUUUUUGGAAGAACUCCAUUAAUUAAGUUGUCUCCUAAAAAGACUUGGGAAGGAUUCAUUGGCGGUUUCUUUUCUACAGUCAUCUUUGGAUUCAUUGCCGCUUACGUGUUAUCCAAAUACCAGUACUUUGUCUGCCCAGUGGAAUACCGAAGUGAUGUAAACUCCUUCGUUACAGAAUGUGAACCCUCAGAACUUUUCCAGCUUCAGAGUUAUUCACUUCCUCCCAUUUUGAAGGCAUUGUUGAGACGGGAAACAGUAAGCUUGUAUCCUUUCCAGAUACACAGCAUUGCUCUUUCCACAUUUGCAUCUUUGAUUGGCCCAUUCGGAGGAUUCUUUGCCAGCGGAUUCAAAAGAGCUUUCAAAAUCAAGGAUUUUGCAAACACCAUUCCUGGACAUGGUGGGAUAAUGGACAGAUUUGAUUGUCAGUAUUUGAUGGCAACUUUUGUGCAUGUGUACAUCACAAGUUUUAUAAGGGGUCCAAAUCCCAGCAAAGUGCUACAGCAGUUGUUGGUGCUUCAACCAGAACAGCAGCUAAAUGUAUACAAAACGCUGAAGACUCAUCUCAUUGAGAAGGGAAUACUACAGCCCACCUUGAAGGUAUAACUGAUCUGGAGAGGGAAGGACUGACAGUAAAGAAUUCUACAGGAAAGCACCGACAGAUGACAUUUUGUAAUUGUGCAGAAAAAUGUUGAAAAUGCAAUAGAUUGAAGUUUUACAGACA